CUAUCUAGGCAGGGGUUCUUCCAAACCCUCGACAGAUAACGCUCGAGAUCGGCCCCCGCGUGCUCCCUCUCUCUCUCUCUCUCGCUCCCCGCGAUGGCAUCGUCUCUGUUGAGUAGAACACUCGCCGUGCUUCGACCGAUCCGUUCUUCGGCUUGCGCUGCCCACGAUUCGAGAAAGAUUUUCAACCCUUUCUCCAAGAGAAUAGUGAGUAGUGGCCGCUCCGGCUUGUCAUCUCUGGUUCGUCCAUCUACUUGGUCCGUCCGGCGCUUUGAAUUUGCUUCCACGAGCCUGAGGGCGACUACGUCUGCGAUUCAUACAGUAGCGCAUUGUGAGCCGGUUGUUUCUGCCGAUUGGCUUCUUGCUAAUCUUAGACAGCCUGAUGUCAAGAUACUAGAUGCCUCUUGGUACAUGCCUGAUGAGCAAAGGAAUCCUUUCCAAGAAUAUCAGAUGGCUCAUAUACCUGGUGCAUUGUUUUUCGAUGUUGAUGGAAUAUCAGACAGAACAUCUAAUUUGCCACAUAUGUUGCCAUCAGAAGAAGCUUUUGCUGCUGCAGUUUCUGCACUUGGGAUUUAUAACACAGAUGGGGUGGUUGUUUAUGAUGGAAAGGGAAUAUUCAGUGCUGCUCGUGUGUGGUGGAUGUUCAGAGUUUUUGGACAUGAUAAGGUUUGGGUGCUGGAUGGAGGCUUGCCGCAGUGGCGUGCUUCCGGAUAUGAUGUCGAGUCCAGUGCCUCUGGAGAUGCAAUUUUAAAAGCUAGUGCAGCUAGUGAAGUAAUUGAAAAGGUUUAUCAUGGAAAGGUGGUUGGAUCUUCAACAUUUGAAGCAAAGUUUCAGCCUCAUCUUGUAUGGAAGCUUGAACAGGUUAAGCAAAACAUAGAAGGACAAGCAUAUCAGCAUAUAGAUGCACGUUCAAAGGCGAGAUUUGAUGGUGCAGCUCCUGAGCCACGGAAGGGAAUCAGAGCUGGUCAUGUUCCUGGCAGCAAAUGCAUUCCUUUUGGCCAGAUGCUGGAUAGCUCACAAAUGCUCUUGCCUGCAAAUGAACUUACCAAAAGAUUCAAGGAAGCAGGAAUCACAAUUGACCGACCUGUGGUUGCCUCCUGCGGUACUGGUGUGACUGCUUGCAUACUUGCCUUAGGUUUGCAUCGGCUUGGAAAGACUGAUGUUGCAGUCUACGAUGGAUCCUGGACCGAGUGGGGAUCACAACCUGACACCCCUGUCACCACUGCUUGAAUUCUUAGAUGUUUCGAUGGAACCAUCUAUCAUUCUGAUAGCAGAUCAUGAGAGGGAGGACAUGCUUCUUUAUUUGUACAUGAGAUAAUUGCGAAAAUUUUGAACACACGUUAUUGGUAAUAAAGCAAUGUCCCUUAGUUAUUAAA
Messenger RNA from Musa acuminata AAA Group (dessert banana), 1373 nucleotides. Its product is annotated as thiosulfate/3-mercaptopyruvate sulfurtransferase 1, mitochondrial-like. The transcript has 12 exons. Lineage: Eukaryota; Viridiplantae; Streptophyta; Magnoliopsida; Zingiberales; Musaceae. Bases 94 to 1227 code for a protein of 377 amino acids. Gene Ontology annotation, molecular function: thiosulfate-cyanide sulfurtransferase activity. Gene Ontology annotation, cellular component: mitochondrion. The record is from RefSeq and is a predicted model, not a curated record.